Messenger RNA from Saitoella complicata NRRL Y-17804, 1332 nucleotides. Its product is annotated as PLP-dependent transferase. Gene Ontology annotation, cellular component: peroxisome. Gene Ontology annotation, molecular function: L-serine:pyruvate transaminase activity; L-alanine:glyoxylate transaminase activity. The transcript has 2 exons. The record is from RefSeq and is a predicted model, not a curated record. Lineage: Eukaryota; Fungi; Ascomycota; Saitoellomycetes; Saitoellales; Saitoellaceae. Bases 169 to 1332 code for a protein of 387 amino acids.
CCGCUGUUACGAUCCGCUCGGUGCCGCGAGCACCUGCUCAUCCCAAACCUCCACCGAAUUUCAGUGCAUCUGACCCACCACCAACAGACCUUACCACUCCCUCGACCAAAUAUCUCCAUCAAGAAGAACCAUCCGUUGAUCCGGUCCUUCCAUCAAUCAUCACAAAAAAUGUCCUCACCAAACGCCAUUCCCCAUCCUUUGCUCAUGAUCCCUGGACCCAUCGAGUUCACCGAUGAAGUCCUCCAAGCAAACGCACACCCCUCCAUGUCCCACGUCGGCGCGCCCUUCAUCAACGUCUUUGGUGAAUCCCUCGAGAUGCUCCGCAAGGUCUUCCUCACCUCCGAUCCCGCAUCUCAGCCUCUUGUUCUGAGCGGAUCUGGUACUUUGGGCUGGGAUAUCGUUGCUGCUAACCUCAUCGAGCCUGGAGAGGAGGCUCUGGUGUUGCACACCGGUUACUUCGCUGACGGGUUCGCGGAGUGUAUCGAGACGUAUGGAGGAAAGGCUACGCAGCUUCAGGCUCCUAUUGGUGGCAGGCCCACUUUGGAGCAGAUCGAGAAGGCUUUGAAGGAGAAGAAGUUCAAGGUUAUCACUAUUACCCACGUUGACACCUCCACCGGUGUUUUGUCUGAUCCCCGUACCGUUUGCGAGCUCGUCCAACGGGUGUCGCCCGAGACCCUCGUCGUUGUCGAUGGUGUCUGCUCGGUUGGCGCCGAGGACCUCGAGUUCGACAAGUGGGGCGUGGACGUCGCCCUCACCGCCUCGCAAAAAGCCAUCGGUGUCCCUCCCGGGUUGAGUAUCGUCAUGCUCGGCAAGCGCGCCGUCCAGGCCUUCGAGAACCGCAAGGCUAAGCCAGCAAGUUUCUUUGCUUCCUUGAAGAAGUGGAUUCCUAUCAUGAAAGCUUACGAGAGCCGUAAGCCCGCUUAUUUUGCUACUCCUGCUGUUCAGUUGAUCUACGCUCUCAACGCUUCCUUGAAGCAGAUCUUGCAGACUAGCAUGCAGGAGCGUUUCGCCAAGCACAAGGCUGCCUCCAAGAAGGUCAAGGACUUCGUCAAGGCGAUGGGUUUGGAGCAGGUUCCUAACAAGCCCGAGGAGUCCGCAAACACCAUGACUGCCGUCAAGCUUCCCGAUGGUAUCGCCCCCACGGACUUGUUGCCCAAGUUGGCGGCAAGGGAUAUCGUUUUCGCUGGUGGUUUGUUGCCGCAGGUGAAGUACUUCAGGGUUGGACAUAUGGGGGUCACCGCAACCGACGAGCAGAGGGGUGACUUGACCAAGGCCUUGGAAGGCCUGAAAGCCGCUCUCGCCGAGUGCGGAUAUGAGGGUGCCAAGCAUUGA